AACCCCCUCGGCCUCCCAAAGUGCUGGGAUUACAGGCGUGAGCCACUGUUUCCGGCCAGUUAUCCAGAACUGUUUAGUUAACUAGCAUUCAAGUUUAUGAAGAUUUUUGUGUAGAUGUAAUGCUUGCUUCUGCCAAGGAAUAAGAAUGUUGUAAUCCACCAUCUUUUAUUCUGGCUUUUAGGCAGCUGUUGAGGUAAACAAACUAAGUUUAAUGCUCGAAGAUAGUGUAUUCCUCAGAACUAACACAUUUGAUUUUCCAUAGGUUUAUUUUCCUUUACCUGUUCUAAUUUAACUUUUUGUAAAAUGCCACAGUCCAUUUUUAGAAAGAUUAAGGGAUAUUUCAUUAUUAUAGAUAAGUUUCUAGGUUUCUUUCAAACUUGAUAUACCUAAUAUAAAAGUUCAGAUUAUUUUUCCUCUUUAUUUUUCACUUUUUAUUCAGCCAACUGUGAUUUCUAGAAUUUUGAUUUUCAGCUUCUGAACCCCAGAAUUUCUGAAGAUGAUUAAUGACCUCCGACUAUACUAAAAGUUUUGAAAAAUUUUUUUAAAGUAAAGAAUCCUGUUGUAAUGUGAACGGUGUCUCCCUAAUUUAUGUAUUUUCAGUUUGCAUUUUCAUGAAGUGCUCAAAAUGGGACAUGUGAAAUUCUGAGAGUAGUAGUAAGAAACAUGGGAGAGUGCUAUUCCCUUCAGCAAGCUCAAGCUUUUUAUACGUUUCCAUUUCAACAACUGAUGGCUGAAGCUCCUAAUAUGGCAGUUGUGAAUGAACAGCAAAUGCCAGAAGAAGUUCCAGCCCCAGCUCCUGCUCAGGAACCAGUGCAAGAGGCUCCAAAAGGAAGAAAAAGAAAACCCAGAACAACAGAACCAAAACAACCAGUGGAACCCAAAAAACCUGUUGAGUCAAAAAAAUCUGGCAAGUCUGCAAAAUCAAAAGAAAAACAAGAAAAAAUUACAGACACAUUUAAAGUAAAAAGAAAAGUAGACCGUUUUAAUGGUGUUUCAGAAGCUGAACUUCUGACCAAGACUCUCCCCGAUAUUUUGACCUUCAAUCUGGACAUUGUCAUUAUUGGCAUAAACCCGGGACUAAUGGCUGCUUACAAAGGGCAUCAUUACCCUGGACCUGGAAACCAUUUUUGGAAGUGUUUGUUUAUGUCAGGGCUCAGUGAGGUCCAGCUGAACCAUAUGGAUGAUCACACUCUACCAGGGAAGUAUGGUAUUGGAUUUACCAACAUGGUGGAAAGGACCACGCCCGGCAGCAAAGAUCUCUCCAGUAAAGAAUUUCGUGAAGGAGGACGUAUUCUAGUACAGAAAUUACAGAAAUAUCAGCCACGAAUAGCAGUGUUUAAUGGAAAAUGUAUUUAUGAAAUUUUUAGUAAAGAAGUUUUUGGAGUAAAGGUUAAGAACUUGGAAUUUGGGCUUCAGCCCCAUAAGAUUCCAGACACAGAAACUCUCUGCUAUGUUAUGCCAUCAUCCAGUGCAAGAUGUGCUCAGUUUCCUCGAGCCCAAGACAAAGUUCAUUACUACAUAAAACUGAAGGACUUAAGAGAUCAGUUGAAAGGCAUUGAACGAAAUAUGGACGUUCAAGAGGUGCAAUAUACAUUUGACCUACAGCUUGCCCAAGAGGAUGCAAAGAAGAUGGCUGUUAAGGAAGAAAAAUAUGAUCCAGGUUAUGAGGCAGCAUAUGGUGGUGCUUACGGAGAAAAUCCAUGCAGCAGUGAACCUUGUGGCUUCUCUUCAAAUGGGCUAAUUGAGAGCGUGGAGUUAAGAGGAGAAUCAGCUUUCAGUGGCAUUCCUAAUGGGCAGUGGAUGACCCAGUCAUUUACAGACCAAAUUCCUUCCUUUAGUAAUCACUGUGGAACACAAGAACAGGAAGAAGAAAGCCAUGCUUAAGAAUGGUGCUUCUCAGCUCUGCUUAAAUGCUGCAGUUUUAAUGCAGUUGUCAACAAGUAGAACCUCAGUUUGCUAACUGAAGUGUUUUAUUAGUAUUUUACUCUAGUGGUGUAAUUGUAAUGUAGAACAGUUGUGUGGUAGUGUGAACCGUAUGAACCUAAGUAGUUUGGAAGAAAAAGUAGGGUUUUUGUAUACUAGCUUUUGUAUUUGAAUUAAUUAUCAUUCCAGCUUUUUAUAUACUAUAUUUCAUUUAUGAAGAAAUUGAUUUUCUUUUGGGAGUCACUUUUAAUCUGUAAUUUUAAAAUACAAGUCUGAAUAUUUAUAGUUGAUUCUUAACUGCAUAAACCUAGAUAUACCAUUAUCCCUUUUAUACCUAAGAAGGGCAUGCUAAUAAUUACCACUGUCAAAGAGGCAAAGGUGUUGAUUUUUGUAUAUGAAGUUAAGCCUCAGUGGAGUCUCAUUUGUUAGUUUUUAGUGGUAACUAAGGGUAAACUCAGGGUUCCCUGAGCUAUAUGCACACUCAGACCUCUUUGCUUUACCAGUGGUGUUUGUGAGUUGCUCAGUAGUAAAAACUGGCCCUUACCUGACAGAGCCCUGGCUUUGACCUGCUCAGCCCUGUGUGUUAAUCCUCUAGUAGCCAAUUAACUACUCUGGGGUGGCAGGUUCCAGAGAAUGCAGUAGACCUUUUGCCACUCAUCUGUGUUUUACUUGAGACAUGUAAAUAUGAUAGGGAAGGAACUGAAUUUCUCCAUUCAUAUUUAUAACCAUUCUAGUUUUAUCUUCCUUGGCUUUAAGAGUGUGCCAUGGAAAGUGAUAAGAAAUGAACUUCUAGGCUAAGCAAAAAGAUGCUGGAGAUAUUUGAUACUCUCAUUUAAACUGGUGCUUUAUGUACAUGAGAUGUACUAAAAUAAGUAAUAUAGAAUUUUUCUUGCUAGGUAAAUCCAGUAAGCCAAUAAUUUUAAAGAUUCUUUAUCUGCAUCAUUGCUGUUUGUUACUAUAAAUUAAAUGAACCUCAUGGAAAGGUUGAGGUGUAUACCUUUGUGAUUUUCUAAUGAGUUUUCCAUGGUGCUACAAAUAAUCCAGACUACCAGGUCUGGUAGAUAUUAAAGCUGGGUACUAAGAAAUGUUAUUUGCAUCCUCUCAGUUACUCCUGAAUAUUCUGAUUUCAUACGUACCCAGGGAGCAUGCUGUUUUGUCAAUCAAUAUAAAAUAUUUAUGAGGUCUCCCCCACCCCCAGGAGGUUAUAUGAUUGCUCUUCUCUUUAUAAUAAGAGAAACAAAUUCUUAUUGUGAAUCUUAACAUGCUUUUUAGCUGUGGCUAUGAUGGAUUUUAUUUUUUCCUAGGUCAAGCUGUGUAAAAGUCAUUUAUGUUAUUUAAAUGAUGUACUGUACUGCUGUUUACAUGGACGUUUUGUGCGGGUGCUUUGAAGUGCCUUGCAUCAGGGAUUAGGAGCAAUUAAAUUAUUUUUUCACGGGACUGUGUAAAGCAUGUAACUAGGUAUUGCUUUGGUAUAUAACUAUUGUAGCUUUACAAGAGAUUGUUUUAUUUGAAUGGGGAAAAUACCCUUUAAAUUAUGACGGACAUCCACUAGAGAUGGGUUUGAGGAUUUUCCAAGCGUGUAAUAAUGAUGUUUUUCCUAACAUGACAGAUGAGUAGUAAAUGUUGAUAUAUCCUAUACAUGACAGUGUGAGACUUUUUCAUUAAAUAAUAUUGAAAGAUUUUAAAAUUCAUUUGAAAGUCUGAUGGCUUUUACAAUAAAAGAUAUUAAGAAUUGUUAUCCUUAA
Homo sapiens (human) is the source of this 3668-nucleotide messenger RNA. RefSeq names its product thymine DNA glycosylase (gene TDG). The transcript has 10 exons. Gene Ontology annotation, cellular component: nucleoplasm; PML body; nucleus. NCBI's taxonomy places the organism in Eukaryota, Metazoa, Chordata, Mammalia, Primates, Hominidae. Gene Ontology annotation, biological process: base-excision repair, AP site formation; base-excision repair; regulation of embryonic development. Gene Ontology annotation, molecular function: protein kinase C binding; mismatch base pair DNA N-glycosylase activity; DNA binding. The coding region runs from base 664 to 1884 and encodes 406 amino acids. The record is from RefSeq and is a predicted model, not a curated record.